This is a messenger RNA of Gregarina niphandrodes, 1281 nucleotides long. Its product is annotated as RNA helicase. Gene Ontology annotation, cellular component: nucleus; cytoplasmic stress granule. Lineage: Eukaryota; Apicomplexa; Conoidasida; Eugregarinorida; Gregarinidae. The record is from RefSeq and is a predicted model, not a curated record. The transcript has a single exon. Bases 1 to 1281 code for a protein of 426 amino acids. Gene Ontology annotation, biological process: poly(A)+ mRNA export from nucleus. Gene Ontology annotation, molecular function: ATP binding; RNA binding; RNA helicase activity.
AUGACGACUCCUGCACCCGAGAGUUUGAUUGGCGAGGCCGAGGCCCGAGGGGAGUUGCUGGCUGACCUACAGUGGGAGCACUUGGAGUUGAAGAAUUCAUUGCUGAAGGCGGUUCGGGUGAAGGGGUUUGCGAAGCCUACAAUCAUUCAAGCGAAGGCGUUGGGCAUCAUUUUGGCUUCGAAUGAGAAUUUCAUCGGGCAGGCAAAGAAUGGUAGUGGGAAGACUGCGGCCUUCUCACUGGCGGCCCUGAGUAAAGUGGACGAGCGAGAAGCACGAUGCCAGGCGCUAAUUAUAGCCCCAGCCCGGGAAUUAGCGCAACAGAACUUGGACGUCUUGCGAGACCUAGGGCAAUUUACGGAAGUGAAAGUCGAGCUGGGGUGUCCUCCACUGCAGUCUCCGCCCCGCGCUCACAUUAUUUCUGGAACACCCGGUAAGAUUGAAGAUUGGCUUCGACGGGGCGCUCUAGACGGUUCCGCCAUCAAAAUUGUCGUCUUGGACGAGGCCGAUACCAUGCUGGACGGCGCAGACUCAAACAGCAUGGCCGCGACUAUGAUGAAAAUCGUCAAGAAGUGCCCGAACGCGCAACGGCUAUUAUUUAGCGCAACGUUUCCAAAACGUGUGCGCGCGUUUUCGCAAUCGAUCGCGCCGAACGCCCAUAGAGCGACUUUAAAGAAAACGGAUUUGAAAGUGUCUAGUCUCUGUCAGCUUUGGUCUAGUUUAAGUUCAGACAAUUACGGAGCGAAGAAUGAAGCUGUUAGCUCCGUUUUCAACCUGCUCACCGCUGGCCAAGGCAUUGUCUUCUGCAAUACCAUUCGCGGCGCGGAUCAGCUGGCCAAUUUUAUGAAGCAACAGGGUUUCUCAGUCACGCUUCUGGUGGGUCGUAACGUUAGUCCGAGCGAACGUGACGAGCGAAUGAAGGAAUUCAGAAACAAGACAACGACCAUCUUAGUUACCACCGAUGUGCUCGCUCGAGGUAUAGAUGUGCCCGCUGUCAAUCUCGUGGUGAACUAUGAUAUGCCCGUGCUGUAUGAAAACGGUCAACGCACUGAUCAAGCAGCCACCGAAACCUACCUUCACCGCGUGGGACGCGCCGGGCGCAUGGGCCGCCGUGGCUUCUCCCUUUCCUUUAUAGCUAACCCGGAAGAGAAGCUGCUGUUGGAACAAGUUGCGCAAGAGUAUGAUUUGCCAAUCCACGAAAUACCGUCAGACUACAUGCAGUUGCGCGAGCUGCUUAGGACAUUGGAGAGGGAGAAUGGAACCGGCGAAGGCGGCCAAGACUAG